Magallana angulata is the source of this 4899-nucleotide messenger RNA. RefSeq lists its product as uncharacterized. Lineage: Eukaryota; Metazoa; Mollusca; Bivalvia; Ostreida; Ostreidae. The coding region runs from base 99 to 3548 and encodes 1149 amino acids. Gene Ontology annotation, molecular function: protein binding. The transcript has 2 exons. The record is from RefSeq and is a predicted model, not a curated record. Gene Ontology annotation, cellular component: extracellular matrix.
CUGUGUCAUCCGUCAUUUAAAAAAUAUCUAUUAAGGAUGGGUGUAAAGGGUGUGUAAAGAAAUCGGUAAAAGACCAGUAAUCUUAAAAUAAAACCAGGAUGCAACCCUUAGUGUUGGCGGCUAUAGUUCUACUACAUGUUAGCUACACUCAAUCACAGUCAGAUUGCCCCAGCACAGUGCCAGCAUGUACUUGUGAGGAUGUAACCGGCCAGAGCAGGAGAAACAUCAGGUGUGUUGGUCUGACACAGAUCCCAGCCUUCACUUCCUCUCCAGAAAUUUUUCAGAAAUUGGACAUGGAUAAUCCAAACAAUAAUAUACAAGUUAUUCAAGCCAAUGCAUUCAGUGGAAUAAAAGUGGAAGAAGUUGAUAUGAGUGGCCAAAAUAUCAAAUUACAAAGCAUUCACCCAAUGGCCUUUUCUGGUUUUGAGCAACAUCUGACAAUAUUGAAACUCCAGGGUGAUACCCUACUUACCCCUCCUUUUGAACAACUUAAAAACAUCACCAAUCUUCAAGUGCUUGAAUUACAAUUUUUUAACAUGCCUACUAUUGAAGAAAGUACAGAAUUCAAUUACUUUCCUUAUCUGAGAACUUUAAGGUUAAGAAAUAUGAACACACACUUUGUUUCAUCUGAAUCUUUUAAAAAUCAGUUACAGGAACUGACCGUUUUUGAAUUUGCAAACAACCAAGUGCCUACAUUUCCAAAGCCUGCUAUAAACAGAAUUCGUAAGCUAAAACACCUUUCUUGGCUACACAAUGGAAUGACAAUCAUCUCCUACAGCUCGUUUGAUUCUCUGGGUUCUCUUACUGAACUGGAUCUGAGGGGUAAUGAUAUAGGGGAGAUGAACAACGGGAGUUUCAUAGGCAUCACCGAUAGGCUUGAGUUUUUGAGUCUUCAACUGAACAGAAUUACAAAAGAAGCCAUUGUACCAUUAGGCAAUCAUAAUUGGCCUGAACUGGAACAGCUUAAUUUAGGUCAUAUGAUGGCUGAUUUUACAGACAUUCCCAAUGGUUUAUUCAGAAACAUGCCAAAGCUAGCUAACCUUAUGAUACCUGGUAAUAAAUUGAGAGUGAUUAAAAGCAACGAUUUUCAAGGCCUUGGAAAUAUGCAUUCUUUGGACUUGUCUGAAAAUUGGAUCCACACAAUUCAAAAAGGAGCACUGUCUCCAAUGACUAGGCUGGAUACAUUAGAUCUACGAAGUCAGUAUGACUCAAAUGUUAACAACCCAAUGAAUUUUAGUCUAUAUGCCUUAGAAGGAGCAGAGCUUGCCCUGAAAACCCUACAUAUACAGAACAACCAUUUAAUUGAUCAUUAUGCUUGGAAGGCUAUUGGUGCUAUGAAAAACCUUGUCAAUCUAGACAUAUCUGGAACUGGACUUUCUGACAUUCCAUCCUUGCUCUUCUACAGUCACAACAAUCUGGGGAGUCUUACUAUGAGAAACAACAACAUGACAGUUCUGAGACAAGAAUCUCUUUAUGGGUUAAAAUAUUCACUGGAGGUCAUUGAUAUCUCUAACAACCAAAUAUAUACUAUUGAAAAAUGUGUUUUUGAAGGAUUUAACAAACUCAAUUUCUUUUUUGCCUCGCAGAACUCUUUUGUGUGUGAUUGCAAUCUUUAUGGACUUUAUGAGAUUUUAAAGGAAAUAACCUUUGCUCUUUUGGCAUGUAAAAAUCCAGCAAAUUUAGCAGGCAAGUCUUUACUUACUUUGAAUACUGGGCAGUUCUGCUUCAAUCCGCCGAUCUCUUCUACUUGUUUAGUCUUUACAACAACUACAACAUCCACCUCAACAACUGAAACAACUUUACUUUUAACAACAACUACAAAAUCGAACUCAACCGUUGAAACAACCCCAGACUUUACAGCAUCUAAAAUACAUGUAUCUAAUUCAACGAUUGGAACACCUCCACCAUUUAAUACAACUACAACACCCAAAUCAACAACUGAAACAACCCCCGACUUUACAAAAUCUACUAAAUAUAAUUUAACAACUGAAACUACCCAAGACGAUACAACAACUACAAUAUCCAAUCCAACCACUGGAACUACCACUGUCUUAACAACAAUUACAACACUCAAGUCAACCAUAGAAACAACCCCUGACUUAACAACAACUACAACACUCAACUCAACCAUUGAAACAACCCCUGACUUAAAACCAACUACAACACUCAACUCAGCCAUUGAAACAACUCCUGACUUAACAACAACUACAAUAACUAACUUAACAACUGAAACUACACAAGACGAUACAACAACUACAAUAUCCAACCCAACCAUUGGAACUACCACUGUCCUAACACCAACUGCAACACUCAACUCAACCGUUGAAACAACCCCUGACUUAACAACAACUACAACACUCAACUCAACCAUUGAAACAACCCCUGACUUAACAACAACUACAACACUCAACUCAACCAUAGAAACAACCCCUGACACAACAACAACUACAACACUCAACUCAACCAUUGAAACAACCCCUGACUUAACAACUACAACACUCAACUCAACCAUUGAAACAACCCCUGACUUAACAACAACUACAACACUCAACUCAACCAUUGAAACAACCCCUGACUUAACACCAACUACAACACUCAACUCAACCAUUGAAACAAUCCCUGACUUAACAACAACUACAAUAACUAACUCAGCAACUGAAACUACCCAAGACGAUACAACAACGACAAUAUCCAACUUAACAACUAAAACAACCAACGACUUAUUAACACCUACAAUAUAUAAAUCAAUAUUUGAAACAAUCUUAGAUUCUACAACAGCUGCAAUAUUCAACCCAACAAUUGGAAUAACCCCAAUCUUAACAACAACUACAAUAUCCAACUCAUCAAUUGCAACAACAUCAAUUUUAACCACAACUGCAACAUCUAACUCAAUUAUUGGAACAGCCUCAGUUUUUACAACAACUACAACAUCCAACCCAACCAAUGAUACAAUCCUGGGCUUUACACCAACUCCAACAUUCAACCCAACAACUGAAACAACGUCAUUCUUUUCAUUAACCACAACAUCCAAUUCAACAAUCGGAACAACCCCUGUCUUAACACCUACUCCAACAUCCGCUCCAACAAUUGGAACAACAGCAGUCUUUACAACAACUACAAUAACUACUUCAACAAUUGGAACAACCUCUGUUGUCCCCUUACCAGAUAUUCGGUUUGGAAUUUCAAGUGAAACAAAAAAUACAAUAGUGAUAUCUUGGACAGUCAAUGGAGAUAUGACUUAUCUAAAGAACUUUGUGGUGCAAUAUAAACAGUUAGAAAUAAACAAUCCCCAUAAGAAAAUUUUUAGUUUGGACAAAAUCAAAAGGGAUCAUCAAAUAACUGGACUUAACCCUGUGUCUCGCUAUGAGAUUUGUUUCCUUGUUGAACUGACGGAAUUAUCAAAACAAAUCCCGGUAUCAUGUCUCACAGGCACUACAAAAGGUACAACAACUCCAGCCAUUAGUGGUUCAGAUAAAACCGUUGCAAUGGCAGGGGGAGUUCUUGGAGUUGUGAUGUGCGUCUGGUGUCGUUUUGUAAUUGUAUCUUAGUCCUCCUAAUUAGGCCAGUGACGUUAUAACGAUGACAUUCCAGUGCAAAGGAACCUCGACACCCCGUGACGUUUACAUUUUAUGACAGUGUGGGACAACGAGCGAUUUUAACCCUCUAGCUGUGAAACUGUUAACAUUGCCGAAAUAUUGCGUUAAGCUCUGUAGUGCAGUGGGUACAGAUUUGGUCUAUUGACCCGGGGUCACCAAGUUUGAAUACAGCAGGACUUGCCACAUAUAAUUAACAUAUAGCCACAUUAUUAUCUGGCCGCCGCCAGAAAAUUAAAUAUUGACCGCCAAAUAAUUUUGUAUCUUAUGUACUGUGGUUUCAUCAACAUUCGUUGAAUACCAAUUUUCAUUGAUUUCGUUUUUAAGUUUAUCCUUGAAAUUAAAUAUUCAUUUAACUGCAAUUUCUACUGAUAUUUUGUAAUGAUAAGGUCAUUGGCCACGAAUUUACGUAUCCUUGAAACUGUGAUUUUCACUUUAUCAACGAAAAUUGAUACCCUUGAAUAUUAAUGAAACCACAGUUUUUCAGAUGAUUAUUAUUGAAUCGCAAUUUUAUUCAUGGGACUUAAGUCUGUUCUAAGAUAUUUUUGACGCAUAUUUUCCUAAAUUAUUCGAUAUUUAUAAAUACUUCUUGAUUCAGACGAUGUUCAUUCAAUAGUAUAAAAAAAAACCUUUUGAAUCGCCUCCUCUAGCUUGUCAGGUUUCAAUACACGGCUAAAUAUAGAAAGUCUACGUGGAUUUUGCAUUGCAUCAGCCAUAAUUAAGCCCGGAUGUUACGUUGAAAAAUUGUGCUAGAUAUUCCUAAUAACUUCCAAAUAGAAGAAAUGAUGUAAACAUUCCCCAUUGAAUCUCAGUAGGAAAUCUGUUAUCGUUCCUGUGAAUUUUUACGAGGAAAGACUGAUAAAAAGCGAAUGAAGUUAUCUUGGAAAUUUUCCCUUUCAUCGAUUUUUAAUUGCACUUCUUUCACAGGUAUAUGUAUUUUUAAUAAAAAGUCGUCCAAAUGUGCAGCGAAAAUAUCUUGCGACAGACUUUAGAUAACAUUAAGGAUUCAAAAGGCAAAAAAAGCUGUAUUAAAUUACCGUCGGGCAAUUUAAGCCAUAAGUCCUUUAUUAUAAAAAGAAACUGUGUUUGGAAACAAUAAGCCGUUUUCACUUAACUCUUGGAGCACUGUCCAGUAUUCCUUAAUGAUGUUAUGCAACCAGGUGCAGAAUGCGAGCAAAUAAUUUCCAAAUUGGGAGUUUAUGAAUAAGUUGUCAUAUUUGGCGAUUCUGUGUCUGCAGCGAUAGCUCUGGUACUCUAUACUGAGUCAUGUAUUGCUUAUUGUAUAUAAUCUUUGUAACCUUUUAAA